AUGGUUGUCAGACAAGCAAAAAAAUUAAGCGAUGCUUACAUCGAAUAUAAAGUAAAUGGUAAAAUUACGUGGGACUCACCGUUGCUGUUUGUUGUUAUUCGUAUAACAGACCAAAUAGAAAAAGAAUAUAUUCCUGAAUUGUCAACGUUUAGCAGUUUCUGUCCCGAUCAGCUUAUCACACGCUUGAAAGAAAAGUUUGCCGGAGAAGAAAUUAACUGGAGUCGCAUCAUGAUUCUGUAUCUUUUUUGCGCUUUAAUAGCGAAGGGAAAGAGCGAGAACGAAAUUUUUCAACUCAAGAAAUAUACCGGUGAAUUCGCUAUUGAAAGGUUUGGUGAUUGGAUCUCUGAGAACGGUGGCUGGGAAAGUUUUGUGUUUUUUAACGCCGAUGUUUUUCCAGUAGAGGAAUCAACCACUGAAAUCAUAAAGUAUGAUUGUUCUUGUUUUUGCUCUUACCGGAAUGUGUGA
Messenger RNA from Anneissia japonica, 465 nucleotides. Its product is annotated as bcl-2-related protein A1-like. The record is from RefSeq and is a predicted model, not a curated record. Lineage: Eukaryota; Metazoa; Echinodermata; Crinoidea; Comatulida; Comatulidae. The coding region runs from base 1 to 465 and encodes 154 amino acids. Gene Ontology annotation, biological process: regulation of apoptotic process. The transcript has a single exon.